CGGAAACACGGUCAAGACUGGUUUUCGCUGCGCGUUUUUAUUCCUGUUGAAAGGUUUACGCUGGAUUUGAAUUUGUGCAUGUCACUCUGGAUCCAAUCAUGUAUUUUUCGCGAGGAGCGAGCUCUUUCUGGGAUGCUGUUUCCGUCGUGCUGCUCUGCUGCAGCUGGGAAGUUGCAACCGCACAACUCUCGUAUUCCAUCUCAGAGGAGGUAAACCCCGGGACUUCAGUGGGAAAUAUCGCAAAGGAUCUAAACCUUAAGGUCCAGGAUUUAGAGCCUCGCAUGUUCCAGAUCGUCGAUUCAGCAAAACGGAAUUAUUUCGACCUCGAAUUGAAAACGGGGAUUCUUUUUGUAAAUAAAAGGAUAGACCGAGAGGAGCUCUGUGCAAAAUCCGCAAAAUGCACCGUGAGCAUAGAAGCUGUGAUCAGCAACCCGAUGAAGCUUUACCGUAUAGAGGUGGCAAUAAAAGACAUCAAUGACAACAUGCCUGUUUUUUCUGAGCAUUUGCAGUUGAUUGACGUUCCCGAAAACACUUUACCUGGAGUCAAAUUUAGUCUAAUAGAAGCGUCAGACUUAGAUGUCGGGAAAAACAGCGUUAAUACUUACAAACUGGGAAGCAAUGAUUAUUUCACAUUGGAAAUUCACAAAGGAGCAGAAAGCGUGUCCGCUGAGCUGGUGCUGGAUAAAACACUGGACCGCGAACGAGACUCUAUUAUAAAACUCAUUCUGACUGCCGUGGAUGGAGGAAACCCACCAAAGUCAGGAACCUCGGAAAUAGUCGUCACAGUUUUAGAUACCAAUGACAACCACCCUAUUUUUAGUAAGUCUCUGUAUAAGAUUCAAAUUCCAGAAAAUAUAUCAACCGGCACAACAGUUGCCAAUCUAAACGCAACAGAUGCAGAUGAGGGUUUAAAUGGUGAGAUAGAAUACUCUUUGAGGAAGAAAGGACAGGAUCGUGUUUUGGAUUUAUUUGAUAUUGACCCCAAAACAGGUGCGCUUCUCGUGAAAGGUAAUAUCGACUACGAAGAAAGCCCUGCCUUUGAAAUUCAUGCUCAGGCAAGUGACAAAGGCCAUCCUCCUAUGUCUGCUCACUGUAAAGUGCUGGUAGAAGUAGUAGACGUAAAUGAUAACGCUCCUGAGAUCAUCGUAACAUCGCUGCAAAGCCAGGUGAAAGAGGACGCACAAGUAGGUACAGCUGUCGCUCUUGUGUCCGUGGUGGACAAAGACGGUGGGGAAAACGGGAAAAUAAAUACUCUCAUUGUAAAUGAAAACCCGUUUAAAUUGGAAACAAAUUACAAAAAUUAUUACUCAUUGGUAGUUAAUGAACCACUAAAUAGAGAGACUCACGCUGAAUACAAAGUAACUAUAGUCGCAAUCGAUGAAGGGUCUCCAUCGCUUUCCAGCACAAACGCUGUUAAUAUCCAAGUAUCUGAUGUUAACGAUAAUCCUCCACAAUUUUCCGAACCACUGAUAAAUAUUUACGUGAAAGAGAAUAGUCCAGUGGGAACAGUUAUUAAAAUUGUCUCUGCAAUUGAUGCUGAUCUUGAUAAUAAUGGUAAGGUGAGAUACUCCCUUUUACAAACCAAAACUGAUCACCUGAGUUCAUCUAAAUUUGUUAAUAUUAAUUCAGAAACCGGAGAUAUAAUCAGUCUGCAGUCCUUUAAUUAUGAGGAGUUGAAAACGUUUCAGUUUAUAGUUCAGGCUACAGACUCUGGUGUUCCUCCGCUCAGCAGCAACGUGACUGUCAAUGUUUGUAUUCUGGAUGAAAAUGAUAAUAAUCCAACUAUUUUAGCUCCUUAUUCUGAGCACGGCUCUGUUAACAGUGAGACCAUCCCUUAUUCUGCUGAAGCGGGAUACUUUGUAGCAAAGAUCAGGGCUGUGGACGCAGAUUCUGGAUACAACGCGCUGCUUUCUUAUCACCUGUCGGAGCCCAAAGGAAACAACCUGUUCAGGAUCGGAACCAGCACCGGAGAAAUCAGGACUAAGAGGAGAAUGAGCGACAAUGACCUGAAAAGUCACCCAUUGGUGGUGUUAGUUUGUGAUAAUGGAGAACCUUCUCUGUCAGCCACUGUUUCUAUUGAUGUGAUGGUGGUUGAAAGCACAGCUGAUGUCCAGACUCAGUUCAGACAUGUUCCUAUAAAGGAGGACAACUUCUCUGAUUUGAACUUGUAUCUACUGAUCGCCAUCGUGUCAGUGUCUGUGAUCUUUCUGCUGAGUCUCAUCAGUUUAAUAGCUGUCAGAUGCCACAGGACAGACAGUGAUUUCAGCAGGUACAGCGCCCCCAUGAUCACCACCCAUCCUGACGGGAGCUGGUCUUACUCUAAAGCUACUCAGCAGUAUGACGUGUGUUUCAGCUCAGACACACUGAAGAGUGACGUAGUGGUUUUCCCCGCACCGUUUCCACCUGUAGAUGCUGAACUGAUCAGUAUUAAUGGGAGUGACACUUUUACCAGAACUCAGACUUUACCAAACACAGACAAGGUAAGACCAUGUUUUACAGUUUUUGUGACGUUUGACGUGCGUUAUUGUUUACUUUGGAACAUAACUAUUUAG
Molecule: messenger RNA, 2552 nt
Organism: Poeciliopsis prolifica (blackstripe livebearer)
Lineage: Eukaryota; Metazoa; Chordata; Actinopteri; Cyprinodontiformes; Poeciliidae
Product: protocadherin alpha-8-like
Exons: 1
Coding region: 99-2552 (817 amino acids)
Biological process (GO): homophilic cell-cell adhesion
Cellular component (GO): plasma membrane
Molecular function (GO): calcium ion binding
Source: RefSeq, a predicted model, not a curated record